This is a messenger RNA of Lycium ferocissimum, 738 nucleotides long. RefSeq lists its product as uncharacterized. The transcript is spliced from 2 exons. Bases 1 to 738 code for a protein of 245 amino acids. The record is from RefSeq and is a predicted model, not a curated record. Lineage: Eukaryota; Viridiplantae; Streptophyta; Magnoliopsida; Solanales; Solanaceae.
AUGAGGGUCAACAAGAAAGCCAUUAUCAAAUUUAGCAUAGGCAAGUACCAAGAUGAGAUUUUUUGUGAUGUGGUACCCAUGCAAGCUUGCCAUCUAUUGCUUGGAAGACCUUGGCAAUUUGAUGUUGAUGCCCAACAUCGUGGGAGAACUAACAAGUACUCAUUUGUGGUCAAGGGGAAGAAGUACAUUCUUAACCCAUUAACCCCUUACCAAGUGAGUGAGGAUUAUAGAGUGAUGAGGGAGCUUCGAGAGAAGUAUCAAAGGGAAGAAAAGAGGAAGAGUGAGAAGGAGACUUUGUUGGUCAUAAGUGGAGAAGGAACAUCUCAAGAUGGUUCCAAGAAAUAUUUGUUGGCCAAACCAACCUUGUUCUCGGAGGAAAUGCCCGAUGGCUUACCUCCCUUGAGAGGUAUUGAGCACCAAAUCGACUUUGUACCGGGUUCCCAAAUUCCCAACAAACCGGCUUAUAGGAGCAACCCGGAAGAAACAAAAGAAUUGCAAAGGCAAGUGGAUGAACUUCUUAAAAAGGGGCUAGUGAAGGAGAGUCUUAGCCCUUGUGCCGUUCCGGUGAUUCUUGUCCCAAAGAAAGAUGGCACUUGGAAGAUGUGCAUUGAUUGUAGGGCCGUCAACAAAAUCACGGUAAAGUAUCGCCAUCCCAUUCUGACGCUUGAUGACAUGUUGGAUGAGCUUUGUGGCUCAAAUGUGUUUUCAAACAUUGAUCUUAGAAGUGGCUAUCACUAA